UAAAUGCAUAAUAAUAAUUGAGUAUUUAUUCCCUUAUUUCUCGUUGGAACGAUUAAAAUAAAAAUACUUAAGAAGUUAAAAAAUCUCGUGACCAAACCGAUUCAACCCGACUUGACCCGGACAACCCAACCAACAAAUUAGGAUAACCCAUGAACCCCAAAGAUUGGAGGGAAAAAACUCAAAUAAUUCCACCCAAAAAGCAAAAACUCCCGCUUGUGCCAACCUCACAUCACAAAAAUCCAUCUUACACUUCACCGCGUACAUAUAUACUCAUACCCCUAAAAACACAAAUGACAAAAAUACCCUCAUCAAAACGUUGACCCUAAAACACCCUCAAGGGUAAAAUAGUCAAAAUUACACCGACGUCACCACACAUAUAUAUACACCUCAUCACCUCUAUAUAUCUCUAGAUCUUUCUUACCUCUCGUUCGCAACAAACACCCUUCUCUCUCUCAUAUAUCUUCGACCCCUCUCUCUCUCUCCUCAUAUAUAAUACUAUCAAUUUCUUCAAAUUCGUUACAAUUUUACAUAUAAUGUACGCCCAAUUUCAAAUUCUUGGCUCUUGAUUUCUCUACCGUUUGAUAUAAAGUACUUAAUUUAUAAACCCUAAUUUUUGAAAUUUCUUUUUAAUCAGCUUGUGCUAGAAGGUUUUAGUGUGAUUUGGACGAUAGAUAAGAGAGUGCGGAUAAGUAUUAAUGGCAGAACAAGGCUUGGAAGGUAGCCAACCGGUCGAUUUGUUGAGGCAUCCAUCUGGGAUUGUCCCAACUCUUCAGAAUAUUGUCUCAACUGUCAAUUUGGACUGCAAGUUAGAACUUAAAGCGAUUGCAUUGCAAGCUCGUAAUGCAGAGUAUAACCCAAAGCGUUUUGCUGCAGUGAUUAUGAGGAUAAGGGAGCCAAAGACAACUGCCUUAAUCUUUGCUUCAGGCAAAAUGGUCUGUACUGGAGCUAAGAGUGAGAGUCAGUCAAAACUAGCUGCUCGCAAGUAUGCUAGAAUCAUUCAGAAGCUUGGAUUUCCUGCAAAAUUUAAGGAUUUCAAGAUUCAAAAUAUUGUUGGAUCAUGUGAUGUUAAGUUUCCUAUCAGACUGGAGGGGCUUGCAUAUUCUCAUGGUGCUUUCUCUAGUUAUGAACCAGAACUAUUCCCUGGCUUGAUUUACCGAAUGAAGCAACCCAAGAUUGUGUUGCUUAUAUUUGUGUCUGGGAAAAUUGUUCUCACAGGAGCUAAGGUGAGAGAAGAGACUUAUACCGCAUUUGAGAACAUUUAUCCAGUGCUUACCGAGUUUAGGAAAAGCCAGCAAUGAUGAUUAUUAUGAAAUCAAGGGAGUUGCUGAGCGACGUCUAUUCUAGGACUUAUCAAUGCUUCAUCGACUUAAUUGUAAAUAGAUGAAAGGAGAUCUUGGUGCCUGCUUCUGCUGGAUUCAAUGAUGACUUGUAAUAUGCGUGGCUGUGGGUGUCGCUAAAAAAACAUUUUUUUUUUCAUGCCCCCUUCCCCUAGAUGGUAUAAGCUUCACAAACUCUAGUGUCAAAACAGUAACCGAUAAUGAGAAUUACGUAAAUUUUGGAUCAAACUCUUUUA
This is a messenger RNA of Chenopodium quinoa (quinoa), 1573 nucleotides long. Its product is annotated as TATA-box-binding protein. The coding region runs from base 696 to 1298 and encodes 200 amino acids. Gene Ontology annotation, biological process: DNA-templated transcription initiation. The record is from RefSeq and is a predicted model, not a curated record. Gene Ontology annotation, molecular function: DNA binding; RNA polymerase II general transcription initiation factor activity. The transcript has 10 exons. Lineage: Eukaryota; Viridiplantae; Streptophyta; Magnoliopsida; Caryophyllales; Amaranthaceae.